AUGAAUCUCGCUGCAGAGGCGCCCAGCGAGACCAAUGCUCUCGGGGAAGCGACAGCUGCUCAUUCCAAUGAAAAGCCUCCAGUUACUACAGGCCCAUCUGGGAUGCCCUCGUCGGAUGGCACGAAUCCAAUGUGGAAGCUCGCUGUCUUGCUGCCCCUGCUUCUCAUAUGCAUGUUCCUAGUGGCUCUAGACAAAAAUAUCGUCUCCACGGCUAUACCCCAAAUCACGGACGAAUUCCAUUCUGCUGGGGACAUUGGCUGGUAUGGAAGUGGUUAUCUGCUGACUUCUUGCGGCUUUCAGUUGCUGUUUGGAAAAGUCUACACAUACUUCGACAUCCGGACUGUCUUUCUAGCUAGCUUGUUUCUCUUUGAAGCUGCUUCCGCCAUCUGUGGAGCGGCUCCCAACUCCACAGUCUUCAUCGUGGGAAGAGCUCUUGCUGGGGUGGGCGCUGCGGGUGUCUUUGCAGGAACAAUUAUAUGCAUAGUCUACCUUUUCCCGUUACACCGUCGUCCCAAGGCCCAAGGCAUUUUCGGUGCGAUAUUUGGUAUUGCGAGCAUUAUAGGCCCCUUGAUUGGUGGUGGUUUUACCUCAAAUGUAACAUGGAGAUGGUGCUUCUAUCUUAAUCUGCCCAUUGGGGGUGUGGCUUUCCUUGCCUGUCUGCUCUGGCUGAAUGUUCCGAACGAACCGACUGUCAAUCUCCCUCUGGCCGAGAAGAUCAAGCGUCUAGACCUCAUUGGAACGGUUUUGAUCUUACCAUGUCUUAUAUGUCUCCUGUUAGCACUACAAUGGGGAGGCACCACUGAUGCGUGGAACUCUGGACGGAUAAUUGCAUUGCUUGUCGUUUUCGCAGUAACUUUACUCCUUUACGGUGCAAGUCAAGCAUUUCGUCCAGAUACAGCAUCGAUUCCUCCGCGCCUUUACAAGAACCGAAGUGUUCUUGGUGGCAUAGCCGCCAACUUCACCUCGUCAGCGGCUCUUUACAUUUACGUCUACUUUUUGCCCCUCUGGUUCCAGACUGUGAAAGGUGUCAGCGCUGCAGCAUCCGGUAAUCGUCUUUUACCAAUCAUGAUAUCCAUGAUAAUUGCGUCCAUCACCGGUGGAAUCUUUACCACGAAAGUCGGCUAUUACUCCCCAUUAGCAGUCUUUGGGGCUAUGGUAAUGACGAUUGGAGGUGGACUAAUAUAUACAUUCAAAGUUGAUACAAGCACGGAAAUGUGGAUUGGAUACAUGAUCCUCUACGGUUUUGGCUUUGGUUGGUCUUUCCAGACGCCUAAUCUUGGCAUACAGGCUUCUCUGCCGAAGGAGGACGUGCCAUCUGGGUUAGCAUUGAAUAUUUUCUCUGGCCAAUUCAGUCAAGCAAUUAUAGUUUCAGUUGGGGCCAACGUUUUCAGCACCCAGGUUGUGCGAUUGCUCUCCUGGAUUCCUGGCUUUACUGCAGAACAAUUUACCUCUGGAGGUGCUACAUCCCUGUUGAGCGAUCUGCCUGUUGAUCAAUAUAAUAAAGCCCUGGGGGACUAUAACUCAGCACUACGUCAGGUAUUCAUGGUUGGGUUGAUCUUGUGUGCGCUAACCGUUCCUUUUCUUGCCGCGAUGGAAUGGCUGAGCGUUAAGAAGCCUGCCGAGUCGGAGGAUGAGCUUGCCAUGAAAGCCACUGAGCAGAAGCCUAUUGAGUCUGAGGAUGAGCUUGUCAUAAAAGCCACUGAGCAGAAUGCGCCAAAGGAGUGA
Messenger RNA from Talaromyces marneffei, 1725 nucleotides. RefSeq lists its product as uncharacterized. Gene Ontology annotation, biological process: transmembrane transport. Gene Ontology annotation, molecular function: transmembrane transporter activity. The transcript has 5 exons. The coding region runs from base 1 to 1725 and encodes 574 amino acids. NCBI's taxonomy places the organism in Eukaryota, Fungi, Ascomycota, Eurotiomycetes, Eurotiales, Trichocomaceae. The record is from RefSeq and is a predicted model, not a curated record.